Molecule: messenger RNA, 1952 nt
Organism: Austrofundulus limnaeus
Lineage: Eukaryota; Metazoa; Chordata; Actinopteri; Cyprinodontiformes; Rivulidae
Gene: fam151b
Product: family with sequence similarity 151 member B
Exons: 5
Coding region: 227-1105 (292 amino acids)
Source: RefSeq, a predicted model, not a curated record
UAAAACAUUUUAAAUAAGCAGUAAUAUAAAAUGUAAUGCAGGAGUAAAUACUGAAUAUUUGUAUAUGAUGAAUAUUGCAGRUGAGAGAACAUGCAUACCAGAACAUCUUAUAGUUAUCAGUUGAACCUAAAGUAAAAAGAGUUCUUUUUGUCCUCUCCGGSCUUCCAUACAGCGUCUGUACCGUAAUAACCGGUGUAGGAGCGCAGCUUGGUGAUCACGGAGCUUCAUGGGGCGCUGGAGGCUGACGGCUCGCGUCUUCUUCUUCUUCUUGUUUUCUGCUUUYAUUUUUGUUGUUUUUCUGCUUUUUGCUGAAACAAUGCGGGACCGAACGAUCGAGUAUUUCCUAAACCUGAACCAGCUGACAGGAAGAGACGCGGCCGAGAUCAGGUGGUCUCACGCUGUCAACAGCAGGCACGCGCUGACACAGGCUCUCACAGGUCCUUCUCAUAUGGUUGAAGCUGACGUCAUCCUGAGAGGUGGGGACCCCAGGGAGCCUGUCAUGGCCCACCCCCCUGACACAGACAGUGACAUCACCCUCAGAGAGUGGCUGCAGGAAGUCAAGCAUCAUCAGAAGGGCAUGAAGCUGGACUUUAAGAGCCUGGAGGCCGUGGGUCCGUCUCUGGUCCUGCUGGAGGAGGUUCUGCCUGAGCCCAGCUUCCCUGUGUGGAUCAACGCAGAUAUCUUGUGUGGUCCUGGAGGGAAGGCCCAGCCUCUGGACCCCGAGUCYUUCCUGUCCGCCGUGUCGGCUCUUCCUGCUCACACCGUGCUGUCUCUGGGCUGGACCACAGGAUGGACCCCUGCAGCGGACCACCCAGGGUACAGCUGGGACAUGGUGCAUCAGAUGCAGGACCGCUGCAGACCUCUGACACACGCCGUGACGUUCCCGGUCCGUGCCGCUCUGCUGGGCCGCUCCUUCUCCCAGCUGUCAUGGCUGCUGCAGCAGUCAGACAGGUACAGUCUGACUGUGUGGACGGGUCAGGGGGAUGAGUUCACUCUGCAGGACUUGCUGCUCUACAGGAAUCAGUUGGACCACAGCAGGAUCUACUACGACCUGCCGGACUCUGUGAGGACAGAACUGAUCGUGACACCACGGGACCGGUCCUGAUCGGGUCGGCCUGGUUCUCAGGAACACAGAGGAGGUGAGCUGCAGAUGUUCUGCUGGUGACACCGGGCCGCCGCCUUCUCAGACAUCAUCUGAACCAGGUGUGGACCUCGAGGUCUGUGAGACUCACCAGAACCUUUAUUAGGUCCAUCUUUCUAAAACUGGACUGGACUUCCUUCUGCAUCCAGAAUUGUUUCAGGUUUUCAUGAGCCAGCCUCCUGAAGGUGUUGGACCAAACAUUAACCCAAAGUUACUUUAAUUCACUCAAACUCUGACUCAGGAAACUGGACUGUUUAUGACCCGGUCACUCCACAAAAUAACACUUCCUGCCCACAACCCUCUGUUUGACACACAGGACAUCAGGACAUGUGUCCUCACUGCCUGUGRAAACCUUCUGAUUUAAAUCUGGUUAAAGUAAAGCUUAUUGGUCAGUGGUUCCAUGUAAUGUUUAGAACCAGACUGUGGCUGCACUCAGCACUGAGUAUUGUUGAGAUCAGCCUUUGUUUACAAUCUGAGAACACCCCAGAACCAAUCUCACUAGCUGUGUUUCCAUCAGCAGUGCUUUGUGCAUUUUGAAGUAUCACGUUAGAAACUGUGAAUGGAAACUUCCUCAAUUUUUAAGUUCAGAUUUUCUGAAAGAGUUAAUGCUCAAAAGUGAAGAUGGAAACCAGUGGUGGGCAGCACUAAUCCAAAAAUUAACUCCGCAAUUUCUAAAGUGCUUAUAAAAAUAUUUAGGUCCGCAACUUCAAAACUGUUCAUGCCRUAGAAAACCUAGCGGAAGCUAAUUUUACAGCGCAAGUUCAAUUUGACACUUACUAGUUGACAAUUCAUGUACAAUAUGCACAAUACU